Messenger RNA from Melanaphis sacchari, 1061 nucleotides. Its product is annotated as transmembrane inner ear expressed protein. NCBI's taxonomy places the organism in Eukaryota, Metazoa, Arthropoda, Insecta, Hemiptera, Aphididae. The record is from RefSeq and is a predicted model, not a curated record. Bases 110 to 727 code for a protein of 205 amino acids. The transcript is spliced from 5 exons.
UAUCGUUUGUACACCGAAAUUAAAAACUAUCAUAAAUGGGUGUGGUACUUGUAUUUUUCAGACCAAAAUUUUAGGACUUUAGUGCAUUGAUGUGCUGCGUACAGGGAUAAUGUCUCGACAAAGUGAAUAUAAAAGUUGCAUGCCGUUAGAUGAUGUGAUAGCAACAAAUGAUCUUAAGACAUCAAUGAGUUUAGGUAAAGCGUCAAACAGUAAUCAAGAGGAAUGGUUAGAAGCACAGCUAAUCAAUGGUUAUCGUGUAUGGCACAUUAUUUUUUUCAUCAUGACGGUCUUCUUCACAUUAGUGGUGUUUAUGUGCUGUUGUGUAAGAUUUCGAAUUCCCAGGACUAAACAAGAGAUAGAAGCUGAUUUUAUACGUCGUAAAAUUACGACAAAAUUUUGCAAACAAUUACGUCUAUUGAGUGAUACUGAAAUGGAUAACAUGGACCUGUUAAAAGCACUAAAACGACUUCAAUCAGAACUUGAAAUUCCUAGCAAUGAAACAGUAGAGGCAUCUGAUGAAGUAUUAUCAUCAACUAAAACUACUACGCCAAGUUUAAAAAAGUCUCCAAAAUCAUCAGAUUUUGAUUCUUCUGUAGAAAAACUAGACGAAGAACCUGAAAAUGUAUUGAGUGGUCGUCUAGCAACAUUGGUUAACGUCUUGAAUGUCAUGAAACCACGUCGUAAACAAACAGCUGAUGAAAUUACACCAAACCUUAUAACAGUUUAAAAUUAAUUACUGUAAUUCUCUUAGUUAAUGAGUAAAAAAUAUUUUUCAAAAAUAUUAACAAUCUUAUAUAGUUACAAAGCAUAUUACACUGAUAAAAAUAUUAUGAAUUAUAAUAUAUUAAACUUGGAAGCAAUGCCCAGGGCUUGAAAGUUUUAACAAAUGCAUAUUUUUUCUGGUAAGUUAUAGAACAUCAAAAGUAAGUUACAAAUUGGUUCCAUGGUGUCCUGAUAUCUUAUAAAAAAUGUUAUAUUACUAAUUUAUGCAUAUAAAAGGUUUUUAAUGCUAUUUUGCUAAUUUAGAGAUCUAAAUGUUAUGUAUAGGCUUAUUUGUAUAU